Daldinia loculata is the source of this 1017-nucleotide messenger RNA. Its product is annotated as Gtr1/RagA G protein conserved region-domain-containing protein. Gene Ontology annotation, cellular component: nucleus; Gtr1-Gtr2 GTPase complex; fungal-type vacuole membrane. The record is from RefSeq and is a predicted model, not a curated record. The transcript has 3 exons. The coding region runs from base 1 to 1017 and encodes 338 amino acids. Gene Ontology annotation, molecular function: GTPase activity; GTP binding. NCBI's taxonomy places the organism in Eukaryota, Fungi, Ascomycota, Sordariomycetes, Xylariales, Hypoxylaceae. Gene Ontology annotation, biological process: positive regulation of TOR signaling; cellular response to amino acid stimulus; regulation of autophagy.
AUGUCUACUGACAUCCGAGGCGAGUUGAAGAAACCUAAGAAGAAAAAGGUGCUCCUUAUGGGAAAGAGUGGUUCGGGCAAGUCGAGCAUGAGGAGUAUUAUAUUUAGCAACUAUAUCGCCAGGGAUACUCGACGCCUCGGUGCGACGAUCGAUGUCGACCUCUCACACGUCAAAUUCUUAGGGAACUUAACCUUGAACCUUUGGGACUGCGGUGGCCAAGAAGCUUUUAUGGAAAAUUAUCUAUCGCAGCAGCGUGUACACGUCUUUUCUAAUGUUGGGGUGCUUAUAUACGUCUUCGAUAUAGAAUCUCGAGACGUAGACCGAGACAUGGCCACAUACGUAUCCAUCAUCUCCGCCCUAACCCAGUAUUCGCCUACCGCAAAAGUCUACGUGCUAAUUCACAAGAUGGAUUUGAUCACCCCACAUGCCCGAGAGGCUGUCUUCGUCGACCGCGUUCGGCUAGUCAGACAGAAGACUGCCGAGUUCAUCCAAGGGGCAGGCUACAUGGGCGAGUUAGAUCUUAUCCCCUUCGCGACCUCUAUAUGGGACCAGUCGCUAUACAAGGCGUGGGCAAGCAUCAUCCACGACCUUGUGCCAAACCUAUCCGUCAUCGAGUCGCAGUUAGGCUCUCUCGGAGUAUUGAUAGAAGCCGAGGAGCUGCUAUUGUUCGAGAGAACGAGUUUCCUUGUCGUGUCAAACUGGACGUCGGAAGAAGGCCAGAACAACCCUACGGGAGAUCGACAAGAGCGUAUCUCAAACAUCCUCAAGCAUUUCAAGCAAAGCAUCAGUCGCUUUACCGGUACUCCCCGCAAUGCGGAGCAGUUUACUCUGAUGGAACACAAAGCGGGAUCUAGAUUCUCUAUGUUUGCUUGCAAAUUCACCACCAAUACCUACCUCAUGGUUAUUCUCCCACCCGGAGAGGCGAGGUUCAAUUCUGCCAAGUUGAAUUGUCAGAUUGCCAGAGAGAGCUUCAAGUUCCUAGAUGGACCUGUGACUCCAGGCCAGACCUUUAAUUAG